Molecule: messenger RNA, 2125 nt
Organism: Durio zibethinus
Lineage: Eukaryota; Viridiplantae; Streptophyta; Magnoliopsida; Malvales; Malvaceae
Product: small ribosomal subunit protein mL104 (rPPR9)-like
Molecular function (GO): protein binding; mRNA binding
Source: RefSeq, a predicted model, not a curated record
AAGAUGAUUAGCGAAGGCUAACAGGCCAACGCCCCAUCUUAGGUACAUAAUGCACCCUAGGAAGUACCCAAAGGCUCAAAAUGAGUCCUAUUGACAUACCAAAAGACAAAAAGUCUCCCUCAACAAAGAAAUUGAUAUCCAACUAAGCAGAUUCUGGGCUCCUGGAUGCCACUCCAGGCCUCAUCUAGGUCCAUUUUAGCUCCCUAGAUUGGGCUAAUUGGUAUCUACUUCACAAUCUAGGUUUCCACCAUUCCCCAAAAUUAGAGCUCUUUUGCUUUCUCCUGCCAUUGAGCUCCUUUUCCUCUCUUCUGUAGAACCCAGUUUCUCAGUUUUUAAAAAAAUGCCGCCUUUAACCUAUCUUCAACUCCGCCGGCUCCUUUGCCACUGCCUCUCUUCUCCCGCUUCCGUUCAACACCGCACUUUUCUCUCUCUGAAACCUCAUUUUACCCCUACCCAUUUCCUCAAAUUGCCAUUUCUACCUGCUAAACCCUUCUCAACCCAAAACCCUAAUCCCCAAACCCUAGAUCCGAUUGCUCAAUCUCUCUCCACUGAACUCGUCCAGGACCCUAAUAUAGAACCUCUCGCCAUCACCCAAAGACUCCAGCUUCACUUCUCUCACAUCAAACCAACCCCUCUGUUAAUCUCCCAAACCCUCAAUAUCUCCCCUGAAGCUGGUCGUACUGUUUUAGGGUUUAACGAUUGGAUUCUCUCAGACCCAGAUUUCAACCACACCGACGAAACGCUGUCGUGGUUCAUUGAUUAUUUCGGUCGAAGAAAAGAUUUCAAAGCUGCCCAUGAUCUCCUUGUCAAUCACAAGUCUGUUGCGGGGCCUAAAACUCUUCACUCCUCCAUUGAUAGGCUGGUUCGUGCUGGCAGGCCCACCCAAGUUCUGGGUUUUUUCGAGAGAAUGGAGAAGGAUUAUGGGUUCAAAAGAGAUAAAGAAUCACUAAGGUUGAUAGUAGAGAAGUUAUGUGAAAAUGGGUAUGCGAGUUAUGCGGAGAAACUGGUGAAAGACUCGGCCAAUGAGAUAUUCCCGGACGAGGUGAUAUGUGAUUUAUUAAUCAAAGGUUGGUGUGUUGAUGGGAAGCUGGAAGAAGCAAAAAGAUUGGCUGGGGAAAUGUAUAGGGGAGGUUUUGAGAUUGGUACAAUGGCGUAUAACGCAAUGCUUGAUUGUGUUUGUAAGCUUUGUAGGGAAAAGGAUCCAUUUCGACUUCAUUCGGAAGCUGAGAAAGUUUUGCUUGAUAUGGAUUUUUAUGGGGUUCCCAGAAACGUGGAGACUUUUAAUGUGUUGAUGAAUAAUCUUUGUAAGAUUAGGAGAACAGAGGAUGCAAUGAAGUUGUUUUAUAGGAUGGGGGAAUGGGGGUGUUAUCCGGAUGCAGAGAGUUAUUUGAUUUUGAUUAGGAGCUUGUAUCAGGCUGCCCGAGUUGGGGAAGGCGAUGAGAUGAUUGAUAGGAUGAAGUCCGCUGGUUUUGGUGAUAAGCUUGGUAAGAAGGAAUAUUAUGGCUUUUUGAAGAUAUUAUGUGGGAUUGAGAGGGUUGAGCAUGCCGUGAGUGUUUUUAAGAAGAUGAAGGGUGAUGGGUGUUUACCUGGGAUUAAGACGUAUGAUUUGUUAAUGGGGAAAUGGUGUGCUCAUAAUCGUCUCGAUAGAGCAAAUGCUCUCUAUAAUGAAGCGGUGAAAAAUGGGGUGCCAGUGGAACCUAAGCCGUAUAGGGUGGAUCCAAGAUAUAUGAAGAAAACCAAAGCUGUGAAGAAGGAGAAGAAGAGGGAGACUUUACCUGAGAAAAUGGCUAGGAAGAGGAGACGUCUUAAGCAAAUUCGAUUAAGUUUUGUAAAGAAGACUAAAGGGAGGACGCGCGUUGCCUAAACUUGGUUUCUGCCUUACUGAAAUUUCAAGUGGAAUGACAAUGUCAAUUGGAGUUGAAGGUUCUUUUUUGAGCUUUGAUCGUUUAUUUUUGAUGAUUUCUGUUAUAACAUUUUGUUCUUGCUUUUACUCUACUGUUGGCAACAUUAGAAAUAAAAAUUAUGUUAUAGUAAUUCUUUUUAUUCAGCCUUUGCUUCUUACAACAUGAGGAUUGAUAGUUUACGUCUUUGAGUUGUAAUAAAAAGCACUUAUAAUUUGCGAGAA